AUGUCAGACACAAGAGACGCGGCCCAGCCGCGGCGUGGCAACUUUGCCAGUCGCAAAGCGCGUGGCGAAACGGGGGGCAGUAAGAGCAGCAGCAGCAAGAACAAGGAGCACAGCUACGAUGCCCGCCGCUAUCACCAGAACGCCAACACGCACGGCAUUCACGCACUGCGCACGUUCGACUGCCCUGUCUGUGACUCCAAGAACACUAUCCGCGUCACUCUCAACCCGCGGCUCGGUCAGGGAACGGUUUGCUGCACGUACUGCUGCUCACUGAGGCCCGUGCCACCCGAUCUCCCGUACCCUAGCGUUCAGAGCUUUGUACCGUCGCUGGAGAACAAGGCAGACGUAUUUUUUCGCUUCAACGAGCAGUACGCCGCACUGCUGCGGCAACACGAGAGUGAGCAAGUUGGGGAAAACAUUGGCCCGUCCUCGUGUUUGGCGACAGUCGAUAACACGCGCAAACGCGCCAACAGGGACGCCGGCGAAAGCGGCGGACGCACUCGCGGGCCGAGAAGAGAUGGCAGGGACGAGGGUGGGUUGUUCGGCGAUUGUGCGCUUCACAUGGACACCGACUUGCUCGACAACACGGUGGAUCAGCACGAAACUGGAACGCCGGUCAUAUUCGGCAGCGAUGACGAUGACGGUGACGGCAACACCGCGGCGGACGCCAACCUGGUGGAUCCGAAAGGGGUUUCGACGCCGUCACAACAGCGGCCGGAUAGUGCCGACAUGUCGGAGAGCGACUUCAUGAACGUUGCCGUGAUCACGGGAGUGGAUGAAGCGUUCGCCGCGCACGCGGCUGAUAACGUGGACGGAAUCAGAGAGGCGGACGCGGAAGAGGUGGAUGUCGCUGCGUUCUUUGCCGAUUCCGAUUGA
Molecule: messenger RNA, 876 nt
Organism: Leishmania mexicana MHOM/GT/2001/U1103
Lineage: Eukaryota; Euglenozoa; Kinetoplastea; Trypanosomatida; Trypanosomatidae
Exons: 1
Coding region: 1-876 (291 amino acids)
Source: RefSeq, a predicted model, not a curated record